Messenger RNA from Nicrophorus vespilloides, 1922 nucleotides. RefSeq names its product eukaryotic translation initiation factor 4E-binding protein Mextli (gene mxt). Lineage: Eukaryota; Metazoa; Arthropoda; Insecta; Coleoptera; Silphidae. Gene Ontology annotation, cellular component: RNA cap binding complex; cytoplasm. The record is from RefSeq and is a predicted model, not a curated record. The coding region runs from base 174 to 1673 and encodes 499 amino acids. Gene Ontology annotation, biological process: positive regulation of translation; regulation of formation of translation initiation ternary complex. Gene Ontology annotation, molecular function: RNA binding; translation initiation factor activity; eukaryotic initiation factor 4E binding. The transcript is spliced from 11 exons.
AGUCGCUUUGUUUCGUGUUAGUCCGAUUUUCCCACUCACGCUCGUUUGAUCUCGUAGGUAGCAGCUGUGGGAACGACACAGUUGCACCAUCACAAGAUUGUAUUUAUUUUCAUCACAUAUACACAUACAUCACCAAAGGACCAACGUAGUCUUUGUCCUUCUCCACAAAAGACAUGUCGCUGGGAAUAUCCGCGAGGCUCAGCAAGUACCCCAAAAAACACGAUCUAGUCAAAUCACAUAGCCAGUCGCAAAUUUUGGCCAACAAAUUGAGACAGGAUGGGGUUAUGUCCACAGUUGAAAAUGUCAUGCAGGCUGUUGAUCAUGUUGCUGCUGUUUUGGCAUCACCAAGCAUUGAUCCAUCAAUAUCCUAUAAAGACAGCAUUAUCAAUUUGUGUCAACAUUUAAAGGUUUAUGGCGCAUACCUUGACAUUCUGUUUCAAGACCAACUGAAUCGAGCCUUCGUGGUGUUCCGAAACAGCUCCCAAGAUGAUGUUCGACUCGAUUAUUUAUCACGACUGCACCUACUCGAAUUAAUCGAACUACGAGCUAAAGAUUGGAAGGGCUCCGACCACAUGAACCAGUAUUACCGGAAGAAGGUCGAAGCUACCGAGAGCAUACAAUCGCUGACGGAAUCGCUGCUGGCAGCGUCCACUCCACCGUUAUUGGCUCCUGGGGAAGUAAUAAAAGCUUCUGGGAAGUUCAAGCAGCCGACUAAGAUACCGGGGAAGAAUUACUGUAAGGACGAGGUGGUAAUAAGAAACGCCGAUUCCGGAAAAGUUAUGGGUAUCAAAGGACGCAGGGUGCAUAUGAUCGAAGAACUUAGCGAAACGAUUAUUUCGUUUCAGAAAGUCAAUCCGGGGGCUAAAGAACGUUUAGUCCAAAUAACGGGUGCCACUGAAGAAAGCAUUGUUCACGCGAAGCAGUUGAUUGAGGACACCAUUAGACGAAAUGCAUCUCCGGUCAGAGAACACGGAGUUGCAAUUGGUGGCCCACUAACUGGAUCAAGUUCAAGCAUUAAUUCAUCUGCUUCCGAUGAAAGUGCUUUACCGCAUGGCACAAGCGGAAGUUCUCAUGUCUCCCGGGCUCUUCUUCAUAGUUUGAGCACCAACGACGCCAGCUUGGGCGAAUACAAGUACACCGUCGUUACUGGUGGACACACCAUUAAAAUUACCGGUGACAACUUGGAUUUGGUUCGUACUAGUAAACUCGUACUCGACGAGUAUUUCUCUGGCGAACCGAUCCACGACAUCGGGCAAUUUUACAGCUUCGACAGUUUGCCUCAACCAAUUAUAACGAACGAUCUGCCACCAAUUCCACUAACCACAGAAUCCCUACCACCACCGACCGUAACUGCAUUAUCCAAUGGACAAACGGAAACCGAUGGUUCUCAAGUUGCUCCACUGAGAAGACCCCAUAUACCUAUUGAGGACAUAAUGUUGGGUAAGUCAGAGGCAUCUGUGCACCAAUACACACUCGAAUAUUUGGCCUGCUUGGCUCGAUCUCCUAUGUGCCGAACACCACCAGAAGAUUGGGAAAAGAUGCAAACCGAGUAUCCGAAUCUGGUUCGCAAAACACCGGAAUUGUUUGACGUCAAGGGUUACUUAGCUUAUCGUUGUGGCGACAAGAUGGCUAGUGUUCUAAGUGCCGAUGAAGUAGACGUUUCUGAGGUCUGAAUAUAAUUCAAUGAAAGAAAUAAUAAAAACAUAUUACGUAAGAGGGGAAGUGAUUUAAAAAAGGUAAUAUUGUUGCUUAAAAUUUGAGUGUUUUCUUUAAGCAGAGCGUUCAAGUGAAUGCUUGCAAUUGAUUUUAAUUAAAUCUGAAUUCUGGCUUGAGUAAGAUCGAGUGUAAUAUAUUCAUUUAAAAUGUUUGUUUUUAGAAUGCAUUCAAAGGUUAAGUUUGUGCUGCCUAGUUUACUCACUUAA